AUGGCUGAGGGUUUUGAGCCCUACCAUGUUCCUCAACAAAGCAGAAGAGAAAAGCUCCGGGUCCUCGCAGGCCAAGCCCACCCGGGUUGUCUUCAACCCGACUCACCUCCUCCGCCUCAUCACCAUCUCCACCCGGGUAAUUGUGCUGCUUCUGGUUUCCUUCCUCUCCCCUACGAUCCUUCCUCCUCCUUCAUCUCCUCCUCAGAUUUGCUCACGUGCGAACCCGCCCCAGCUUCCCCCGUGAAGCCAGAAGGUCAAGUGCAUCAUCAUCAUCAUCAUCAUCCCUUGAUGGGUUUUGUUUCCAAUUCCUCUUCCUCUUCCUCAACCUCCACCUUCCGCAACCAUCUCAAUUACUUGGAUCCACAGCCCUCCUCCAUUAAUUUCCCCAUAAAUCCCACCUCCAUUCACGACAUCAACGCCAACCCUUUUCUCUACCCACCGCAAAACCUCCAAACCCUCAGAGAUUUCGACCACCAAGCCGACUAUGGCCAUGAUCAAGUCGUGGUGUUCAAGCCAGAACCCUUAUCUCUAUCCCUCUCUUCUUCUCAACCCCCCCACCACCACACCCACCAAAACAACAACAACAACAACAACAACAAUCUCCAGAGAUAUGGGGCUUCUGCUGUUAACUACAGUUCACUCAAUUCAGGCGUCAAUGUUGCUUCGGCCUCUAACGAGAACAUUGGGUCCAGAAGCUCGGUUCCUCUCGGACCCUUCACGGGCUACGCUUCGAUUCUGAAGGGAUCUAGAUUCUUGAAGCCCGCGCAGCAGUUGCUAGAAGAGUUCUGCGAUGUGGGCAACCGAGAAAUUUACACUGCCAAAGUACUUGCUGAUUCGUCGUCGUUUUUCGACCCUCCUAGUAUCGAGAGCUUCAGCCCAACUCAUGUCGUCGACGACGACGACGACCCGCUCAGUGUCGGAGGGGACGGAGGUGAGAGCAGGAGAAAAAAAUCCAGGCUAAUUUCCAUGCUCGACGAGGUUUACAGAAGGUACAAGCAAUACUAUCAACAGAUGCAGGCAGUGGUAACAUCAUUUGAGUAUGUUGCUGGGCUUGGAAAUGCAGCUCCCUAUGCAAACUUAGCAAUAAAGGCCAUGACUAGACACUUCAAGUGUUUGAAGAAUGCCAUCACUGACCAACUUCAGUUCAGAAAUAGGGAUGCUACUCAGUUAAGCCAUGGAAAAGAUGAAAGUCAAAUGCUUCGUAACACUAGAGGAUUCUAUAAUCAAAGAUCCAUUCACAACUCCGACUUUGUCGAGCACCAACCUGUUUGGAGACCUCAACGGGGUCUUCCUGAACGCGCGGUUACUGUUCUUAGGGCCUGGUUAUUUGAACACUUCCUGCAUCCUUACCCUACUGAUUCGGAUAAACUAAUGUUGGCUAAACAAACUGGUCUAUCACGGAGCCAGGUUUCAAAUUGGUUUAUUAAUGCAAGAGUAAGGCUCUGGAAACCGAUGGUGGAAGAAAUACACACGCUCGAAACACGGCAAGCGCAAAAAACUUCACAGAGGGGAGAUCAAAGUGCGAACAGGUCAAUUGAUGAUCAUUUACCUUCACCAAACUCACUUGCAUCUGAGAAUCCAUCCACAACCACCCACCGGGUUCAAGACAGCUUGUCGAAACGCACAAGAAAUGAACUUCCUGAUCACAUCACUAUGGGGAGUAGUACUGAUCAAUUGAACUUAUCAUGCAAUAACUUGCCAAGCCAUAUGCAUGUGGGUCAUGUUGGUAUGAACAUGGCUGGGGGAAGUAGUAGUGGUGUUUCUCUAACACUGGGACUUCACCAAAAUAAUGGUAUUGGUUUGUCAGAACCCUUUCCUAUUAAUGCAGCUCAACGUUUUGGCAUUGGCCUCGAUGGCAGCAAUGACGGCUACGCAAUGGGUGGUUUUGAAUCUCAAAAUCGACAUUUUGGAAGGGAUGUCAUGGGAGGGCAACUUUUGCACGAUUUUGUGGGAUGA
Prunus armeniaca (apricot) is the source of this 1956-nucleotide messenger RNA. The record is from the annotation of a GenBank genome assembly. Lineage: Eukaryota; Viridiplantae; Streptophyta; Magnoliopsida; Rosales; Rosaceae.